AUGUCAAAAGCUGUCUUUACAUCAAUUGUUCUCGCUUCAAGCAGGCGUUUCGCCCAUACCAAAGCUUCACGAAAUCCAUUAUAUCGAAUACUUUCAGAUGAAGAUGUCAAGAUAUUCAAAUCCAUACUACCAUCGCCUGGAAGUGUCUUGACAUCCGAUUUGGACUCGUACAACACAGACUGGAUUAAGAAGUACCGAGGACAUUCAAAGGUCGUCCUAAGGCCAUCAAGUACACAAGAGGUCAGCAAAAUAUUAUCAUACUGUAAUAAACAAAAUAUUGCUGUGGUGCCUCAAGGUGGAAACACUGGGCUAGUAGGAGGCUCGGUGCCCGUAUUUGAUGAAGUAGUAUUAUCCUUGGGACGAAUGGACAAGAUCAAGUCCUUUGACGACAUAUCUGGCAUAGUAGUAUGUGAAGCUGGAACUAUUCUCGAGAAACUCGACCUGUACCUACAUGAUCGCGGAUAUACAGUGCCUCUGGACUUGGGAGCUAAGGGAACGUGUCAGAUAGGAGGCAACGUGUCUACCAACGCAGGAGGCGUUCGGCUAUUGAGAAUGGGCUCGUUGAGAGGGAAUGUGCUGGGGUUGGAGGUUGUGUUGCCUGAUGGUACUAUCAUCGACUCACUAUCAACGCUUCGAAAGGACAAUACGGGAUAUGACAUCAAGCAAUUAUUUAUUGGCGCAGAAGGCACAUUAGGAAUAGUCACAGCCGUGUCCUUGUUGACCCCGAAAAAAUCAUCAGCUGUAAAUGUAGCAGUGCUAGGAUGUGAUUCCUUUGAAUCUGUUUUAAAGGCAUUUACGCAAGCCAAGACAGAUCUACAAGAAAUUUUGUCGGCCUUUGAAUUCUGGGACGAUCAAGCUAUGCAAAUGAUGAACUCCAAGUUGCCAGAGGUCCGAAAUCCAUUGAGUCACUCCUUUCCGUUUUACGUAUUGAUUGAGACAUCCGGCUCUAAUGCAACUCAUGAUUCGGAAAAACUGGCGUCGUAUCUGGAAAAUGUAAUCUCAGAUGCUGUUGUAUCUGAUGGUGUGCUAGCUCAAGACGGGACUCAAAUGCGCUCUUUUUGGAAUCUUCGUGAAGGGAUUCCAUUAGCGGGCUCAAAGCACCCAGCUCAAUACAAAUACGACAUGUCAAUUCCGAUCAACGUAUACUACGGACUAGUUGAAGCCGUCAGAACACAUCUACAGCAAAACCACAAGGCUGUUUACGACAAGUACAUAACGAGCGUGGCAGGCUAUGGUCAUAUAGGAGACGGUAAUUGCCACAUUAACGUCACGAGUGAAGAAUACAAUGACGAAGUGCAAAACUGUCUUGAACCAUUCAUAUACGAGUGGGUAGCCAAGCACCGAGGGUCCAUAUCUGCGGAACACGGGCUAGGAUACAUGAAGACAGAUUGUAUUGGCUAUUCGAAAUCUCCAGAAGCCAUAAGAGUGAUGCAAGAUUUGAAGGCAUUGUUUGAUCCGAAUGGUAUAUUGAACCCAUACAAGGCCAUACAACUUCGUAAAUGA
Synchytrium microbalum is the source of this 1503-nucleotide messenger RNA. RefSeq lists its product as uncharacterized. The record is from RefSeq and is a predicted model, not a curated record. Gene Ontology annotation, cellular component: mitochondrion. The transcript is spliced from 4 exons. Bases 1 to 1503 code for a protein of 500 amino acids. Gene Ontology annotation, molecular function: FAD binding; catalytic activity. NCBI's taxonomy places the organism in Eukaryota, Fungi, Chytridiomycota, Chytridiomycetes, Synchytriales, Synchytriaceae.